Molecule: messenger RNA, 3132 nt
Organism: Helobdella robusta
Lineage: Eukaryota; Metazoa; Annelida; Clitellata; Rhynchobdellida; Glossiphoniidae
Exons: 23
Coding region: 16-2883 (955 amino acids)
Biological process (GO): RNA catabolic process; maturation of 5.8S rRNA
Cellular component (GO): nucleus
Molecular function (GO): ATP binding; RNA helicase activity; RNA binding
Source: RefSeq, a predicted model, not a curated record
AGCUUGACCGAAGCCAUGCCUCGCAUACAAAUUCACAGACUAGAGACACUGGAGGCAUGCACCCAUGAAGUUGCAGUCCCACCGGGCAUCACAUAUCAACCCCUCUCACUGGCACCUGACCACAAACCUGUCAUGGAGUACAAAUUUAUUCUGGAUCCUUUUCAGAAGGAGGCCAUCUUGUGUUUGGAAAAUAACCAGUCGGUGCUUGUGUCUGCCCAUACAUCUGCUGGCAAAACAGUUAUUGCAUUAUAUGCAGUUGCACUGUCGCUGAAGAACAAACAACGAGUGAUAUACACGACGCCCAUCAAGGCACUGAGCAACCAGAAGUACAGGGAGCUCUACGUAGAGUUCAAGGAUGUCGGGCUCAUGACUGGAGAUGUCACCAUCAACCCCGAUGCUAGCUGCCUCGUCAUGACCACUGAGAUCCUUAGAAGCAUGCUGUACAGAGGUUCGGAAAUUAUGAGGGAAGUGGCCUGGGUCAUCUUUGAUGAAAUCCAUUACAUGCGUGACAAAGAGCGGGGUGUUGUGUGGGAGGAGUCGAUCAUACUGCUGCCGGACAAUGUUCACUACGUCUUCCUUUCUGCUACCAUCCCCAACGCCAGGCAGUUCGCCGAGUGGAUAUCCUACCUCCAUAAGCAGCCCUGCCACGUGGUGUACACAGAGUAUCGACCAACCCCACUGCAGCAUUACAUAUUUCCAGCUGGUGGAGACGGCAUUCACCUGGUCGUCGAUGAGAAGGGAAAUUUCCGUGAAGACAACUUCAACACAGCCAUGUCGAUCUUGAGGGACUCGGGCGAUGCAAGCAAGGGUGAUCAGAAGGGCAGGAAGGGAGGCAUCAAAGGUUGCGAAUCCAACUGCUUCAAGAUCGUGAAGAUGAUUAUGAACAAGAACUUUGCACCGAUCAUCAUAUUCAGCUUCAGCAAGAAGGACUGUGAGGCCUAUGCUCUACAGCUCUCAAAGUUGGAUUUUAAUGAUGAUCAUGAGAAGAAGUUGGUUCAGUUGAUCUUCAACAAUGCAAUUGACACUCUCUCCGAUGAAGACAGAAAGUUGCCUCAGAUCGAACACGUGCUUCCCUUGUUGUUGAAGGGCAUUGGCAUCCAUCAUUCUGGAUUGCUUCCUAUUCUUAAAGAAGUCAUCGAAAUUAUUUUUGCGGAGGGACUCAUUAAGGCUCUGUGUGCCACGGAAACGUUUGCGAUGGGUCUCAAUAUGCCGGCCCGAACAGUCCUCUUCACAAAUGCCCGCAAGUUUGAUGGCAAGGACUUCAGAUGGAUAUCAUCGGGCGAGUACAUCCAGAUGAGUGGACGGGCAGGCAGGAGAGGUCUCGACGACAAGGGGAUCGUCAUCCUCAUGCUAGAUGAGAAGAUCAGUCCUGAAAUUGGCAAGCAGAUCCUCAAGGGCCAGCCUGACCCACUGAACAGUGCUUUCCACUUGAAGUACAACAUGGUCCUGAACAUGUUGCGCGUUGAAGACAUCAACCCCGAGUACAUGCUCGAGAGGUCAUUCUAUCAGUUCCAGAACUACGAGUCCAUACCUGCCAUUGUUGAAAAGAUGAAGAGGGCCGAGGAAUUGUACAAAUGCAUGGAGUUCGCAGAGGAGGAGAAGGUGGCUUCCUACUAUCGCAUCAAACGACCUCUGCAGAAACUGAACCUCGAAAUGAUCAGCUACAUGCAGAAACCUCAGUACAUCCUGCCGUUUCUUCAACCUGGGAGGCUUGUCAAGGUGGUCAGUGAAGGUGUGGACUUUGGAUGGGGAGUUGUGGUCAACUUUAGGAGGAAAGCCAACCAGACUGCAAAGGCAUCGGCAGUGGAGGGUGGGCCGCCUGCUGAAGUCAUGUACGUCGUCGACGUCCUCCUCCAGGUCAGCAGGGACUCCAUCAGGCCAAAUGACGUCAACAGCAUCCGACCGUGCAGCAGCAACGAGAAGGCAGAGAUGCAGGUAGUGCCAAUGAAUCUGCAAGUGAUAUCACCAAUAAGCUCCAUUCGUAUUUACAUGCCUAAAGAUCUGGUGCACGUGGAUGCUCGCAUGUCUGUUCUGGCUGCUCUCAAGACUGUGUUGAAGAAGUUUCCGGACGGUUUGCCACUGCUCGAUCCCAUCGAGGACAUGGGCAUCCGGGACGACAGCUUCAUACAACUUGUUAAGAGAAUUAAAGAUUUUGAGGACCGACUGAAGAACCAUGUGAUACACAACAGCGAACAAGUGUUGCAACUUUGUUCGAAGUUUGAAGAGAAGGAAAAGUUGUUGCAAGAUAUGAAAGAUAUGAAGAGAGAGUUGAAGGAGAAGAAGUCCUUGCUGCAGAUGGUGGAGUUGAAGAAAAGGAAACGUGUGUUACGCAGGUUGAAGUACACAGACGCUUCUGAUGUCAUUGAGGUCAAGGGUCGAGUGGCUUGUCUCAUCAAUGGUGCAGAUGAGUUGGUGGCAACGGAGCUGUUGUUUGACGGAGUGUUCAACAACCUGACUGCCCAGGAGACCUGUGCUCUUCUCAGCUGUUUUGCCUUUCAAGAGAAGUGCUCUGAGAUACCCAAGUUGAGUGAAAAGCUGCUUGGUCUAUUUAGGAAGUUACAGGACACAGCCAGGAUGGUAGCGAAGGUGAGUGAUGAAGUGAGGCUGAACGUGGAUGAAGACGAAUACGUGGACUCCUUCAAGCCAAACAUGAUGAACGUCGUAUAUGCGUGGGCUAACGGGGAAUCGUUUGCACGAAUCUGUCAGAUGUCCGAAAUUUUUGAAGGUAGCAUUAUCAGGUGCAUGAGACGGUUGGAGGAGUGUUUGAGACAAAUGUUCCUAGCCGCCAGGUCCAUAGGAAGUGCUGAACUGGAAAAAAAAUUCGCGGAAGGUACCCGCCUGAUCAAGAGGGACAUCAUAUUUGCGGACAGUCUCUAUUUAUGACAGCUUCAUCGUGCUCUCAUUUUUUUUUCCAAUGAACUGCAUCCUCCCAUCUUCGUCUUCUUCAUCGUCAUAUCGUGUAUAUAUAACAGCAGAGUCAUCUUUGCGUCGCGUGCUGUGUAAAUCAAAUGGUUUUUUUUAUUAUUAUUAUUAUCAUCAUCAAAUACUGAUGUGUCAACUUGAAAUUGUAUCUUUGUUAUGACUUGUUCAAGUUGUUCAUGAAUUUUCAAUAAAAAUAUGCCGAACCUUUUA